CUCCCCCUCCCUCCCCACCAACUAGUAAAUUAAGAAAAAGAAAAGGAAAAAAAAAAAGUAUCAGUGGAAUAUCCCACUUUGCCUGCACUUGAUUGAUAAAAGAACAUCCCUCAACAAUGGCCGACGAACAACCCUCCGUGCUCAUCAUCGGCGCCGGCAUCAGCGGCCUGAUCCUAGCCCAGUAUCUCAAAACCUCAGGCGUUCCAUUCCAGAUCUUCGAGCGCGACCCGGCAGUCGAUGCACGGAGCGGCGGAUGGGGCCUUACCCUACACUGGGCACUACCGGCAUUGCGACAAUUACUACCAGCUGAGCUAGUCGCCCGACUCCCCGAGACAUACGUGAACAAAGAAGCUGCAGCGCGCGGCGAUACCGGCCGGUACCAAUUCUUCGAUCUGAAGUCCGGCGAAGCGCUAUAUAGUGUCCCUGCGGCGGAACGAAUCCGCGUGAGUCGGGUGAGACUGCGCCAGUUGUUGACGACGGGGAUCGAAGUCCAGUGGAACAAAUCUCUCAAGGACAUCGAAUCCUCCCCCGACGCCAUUACGGCCCAUUUCGAAGAUGGCUCCUCAUAUACAGGCCGUAUCCUUCUCAGCUGUGACGGAUCGCGCUCUCUCACGCGCCAAAUCCUUUACCCAAACGAUCACGAAAUGAACACCUUGCCCGUCCAGCUCCUCGGCGCAACAGCCCUCUACUCCCCGGAUGAGAUGCACGGCGCCCAGAAUAUCGACCCUUUCAUCUUCCAGGGCGCUCACCCGGACACCAACGUCUAUCUCUUCUUCAGCUUCCUCGACACACCCAAUAACUUCUCCGACAGCACAAACAAAUACCACUGCCAACUCAUCGUCUCUUGGGCCGAAUCAAAGGCCAUCGAUGUCCCAGCUUCAAACGCAGAGCGCAUCGCCCUGAUGAAAUCCCUAACAGAGAACUGGGCCGAUCCCUUCAAGUCUUUGAUCCACCAGGUCCCCGAUACGACAGAGGUAGUGUCGAUUCGGGUCGCGGAUUGGAUUUUCGCGCCCGAGAAGUCGAGGGAGCAUCCUCGGGUUGUGCUUGUAGGGGAUUCGGCGCAUACCAUGACUAUGUUUAGGGGUGAAGGGGCGAAUAAUGCGAUUGUGGAUGUGCAGGAUUUGGUUAAGAGGGUUAAUUUUAGGGCUGUGGAGUCUUGUACGCUGGAGACUCUUCAAUCGUCGGUUGCUGCGUAUGAACGAGAUAGCUUUGCGCGGGCGGAGACUUCUGUCCUGAACUCGAGACAGGCUUGUCUUGAUGCCCAUGAUUUCGAGACGAUUCUGAAGGGGAGUCCGCUGGUUUCGAAGCGGGUGUUGAAGGAGGAUGAGUGUCUUGGAUAGACAUCGAGAUGAGGUUCAUUUAAGGGCUAGGCAUGGUAUAGUCUACGGAAAGUCAUUGGAAUAUGAUAGAUGAUAAGACAAUUUACAGGAUAUGGUCAGUUAUAUCCCGGUGUCCAUCACGACCUAUGGAGGAAAAGACAAUCCUAUUGGUGAACUUCUGUGUACAUACACGGGUGCAAGUGUCCAUCGACUACCGAAAUGUAUAUCAUUAACCUCAACAAACCACACCUUGGCACGAAAUGCAGGGCAGGCGAUCGGCAGAGACCAUUUAGUGUUCC
Aspergillus alliaceus is the source of this 1618-nucleotide messenger RNA. Its product is annotated as FAD-dependent oxidoreductase. The record is from RefSeq and is a predicted model, not a curated record. Gene Ontology annotation, molecular function: FAD binding. Lineage: Eukaryota; Fungi; Ascomycota; Eurotiomycetes; Eurotiales; Aspergillaceae. The coding region runs from base 117 to 1340 and encodes 407 amino acids. The transcript has 5 exons.